Molecule: messenger RNA, 1197 nt
Organism: Striga asiatica
Lineage: Eukaryota; Viridiplantae; Streptophyta; Magnoliopsida; Lamiales; Orobanchaceae
Source: the annotation of a GenBank genome assembly
AUGGAAAAAUUUUGGACUUCCUUUGCCGGCAUAAGAACAACUACUUCCCCUAAGGUGGAAUCAUUCGGUAAAAGACUUAUCCCAUUAAUAGCAAAUUCACUGGAGAGCUCCUCACGCCACUCCGCGUGGAAAGAGGUGAAAACUUCCCGCCUAAAAGUUUCGAACCUGAGUAAUUUUUGGAUUAAGCCCAUAGUAUCAAAAUCUCUUAAGGGCCGGGGUGGGAGAUCUGGAAGUGAGCGGGAAGAUUUUGGCCACGUGGCGGUCUCCGGCCGCGGUACAGUUGUGGAGUUGGCGGACACCGUGAAGGCCGGAAGUCACACCUGCAUAAGGAGCUCCUGGAGCUUGGGCGGAUAUGCGGCGCGAGGGGGAGAGAUAGAAAUAUCAAAAUCUUCAAGGAAUGAAAUUUCCCACAAUAUAAUAAUAAAUAUGGAAAUAAAUAAAUAUGCAAAGAAACCGAUUGCCCACAAUAUGAACUUGUUAGUGAGAGAAAAAGAAAAGAACACCCAAAUCAAAAAUCAAAUCCUCCACAGUCAAAAUCAGAGGCAUCGGAAAUCAUAUCUCCGACCAACAAACCUCCCAGCAGCCCCGCUCCCAACCCCAGCCCAAAGUUAUUCUUCUUCUUCCUCGCCGGCUGCUGCACAGGCGGCGGCGGCGGUUGAUAUCCAUACCCCGGCGGCGGUGGUGGGGGCGGGUAGCCGUAUCCUGACGGCGGCGGUGGGGGCGGAUAACCAUAUCCAACCGGAGGCGGCGGGUAUUGUUCCUUCCCCUCAACCGCAGGGGAGGGUAGACGGAGCUAGAUCCAGCCGGAUACGCCAUGACCGGCUCCGAGUCAACCUUCCCCGGGUACGCCGAUCCAUACGGCGGCGGGCCCGCGGUUUUCCCGCCGAAUUGGUAGGAAAAGGUGAGCUGUCCCUUGGGCCUCCCGCUGGGUUUCCUGACCUGAUAGCUGACGAAUUGCUUGCCGUCAGCCCUCGCCGGCGAAUCGAGAAGCUCCUUGAUUGGCACGUGGACCUCGCCGACGUCCUUGUCCCCGAGGGCACGUUCGCAGACGAGCUUGAAAUCGAGGGAGAGGCGGUUGGCCUGCAGCGCCGCCUCGUCGAGGGCGAACUUCAUCGGGAAAUUCCAGGUGGGGUUGGAUCCGCCGCGGCGGUCCGGCGGCGACUUGGUCUGCUGCUUGGCGGAUUUGUCCCCGCCUGA